This is a messenger RNA of Arachis stenosperma, 894 nucleotides long. RefSeq names its product class I heat shock protein-like. Gene Ontology annotation, biological process: protein complex oligomerization; response to salt stress; response to hydrogen peroxide. The record is from RefSeq and is a predicted model, not a curated record. The coding region runs from base 287 to 730 and encodes 147 amino acids. The transcript has a single exon. Lineage: Eukaryota; Viridiplantae; Streptophyta; Magnoliopsida; Fabales; Fabaceae.
AUCAAAUCAUGAUAAAGGAAAUUAAACCUAUCAGAAAAGCCAUUGACGAAUAGUAAAAGAAACUAGUAGAACAUUGUGGACACACAUCGAUAACUCAAUCAUCACAACCAUCGAACAUGCCCGAAACUUAACGAUAACCCAUCAUCGGCACUUAAAUUAUUAUUAUAAAUAAGCCACUCAUCUUCCUUCAAUCUCAUAAUCACUAGAAUAAUCAUCGGAGAUUUAAUUCCUUCAAAGCUCAAUUCUCUUUUCUUUCUUAUACACAAGACAAAGCUCAUCAAGAAACAUGUCUCUGAUUCCUUCAUUGCUAAGCAACAGGAGCACCUUGCUGGACCCAUUCUCCUCAGACAUAUGGGCACCAUUCGGCUCCAACAACGAGGUUUCGAGCUUCACAAACGCACGUGUGGAUUGGAAGGAGACGCCGGAAGCACACGUGUUCAAAGCGGACUUGCCGGGGCUGAAGAAAGAAGAAGUGAAAGUAGAAGUGGAAGAAGGGCGCGUGCUGCAGAUAAGCGGGGAGAGGCGCGUGGAGAAGGAGGAGAAGAAGGAGGAUGAGAAAUGGCAUAGAGUGGAGAGGGGACGUGGGAAGUUCUUGAGGAAGUUCUGGCUCCCGGAGAAUGCAAAGGUUGAUGAGGUUAAGGCUUCAAUGGAGAAUGGUGUGCUCACUGUUACGGUUCCUAAGUUGCCGGAGAAGAAGCCUGAGGUCAAAACCAUUGAGAUCUCUGGCUGAGUUGUAAUGAUGUUUUGAUUUGGAUGAUGAUAAUGAUGCAUGAUUGUGUUUUUGGAUUUUCAGUUGGUUUCUUUGAUUUUAUGUUCGUUAUGUUUGGGAAAGUUCAAUAAUUGAGAUGUGUGUAAGUGUGAAAUUGUGUUUGGUUAAGUAAAUCACCAUGUCGA